Aegilops tauschii subsp. strangulata is the source of this 1496-nucleotide messenger RNA. Its product is annotated as COMPASS-like H3K4 histone methylase component WDR5B. The record is from RefSeq and is a predicted model, not a curated record. Gene Ontology annotation, cellular component: Set1C/COMPASS complex. Gene Ontology annotation, molecular function: histone binding. Lineage: Eukaryota; Viridiplantae; Streptophyta; Magnoliopsida; Poales; Poaceae.
CACUCCACUUGGGACAGAGCAUCGGGUCUUCGCCAUUUUCCCCCUUUCCCAAUCCCCCCGACCAUGUCUUCGGCGACGCAGCAGCAGCCGCCACCGGCGGCGCCGCCGUACCGGCCAUACCGGCAGGUGCGCGCGGCGACCCCGCACGCCCGCGCCAUCUCCUGCGUGCGCUUCUCCCCCUGCGGGCGCCUCCUAGCGACGGCCUCCCUCGACGGCACGGUCGCUCUCCUCUCCCCGUCCUCGCUCGCCGUCAUCGCCAACCUGCGCGGCCACACCCAGGGCGUCUCCGACCUGUCCUGGAGCACGGACUCGAAUUACCUCUGCUCCGCGUCCGACGACCGCACCCUCCGCAUCUGGGACAUCCGCUCCAUCCUCUCCGGCCCCAAGCCCGCCGACCCCAACGCCGAUCGCUGCAUCCGCGUGCUCAAGGGCCACGCCAACUUCGUCUUCAGUGCCAACUUCAAUCCGCAGACCAGCUCCCAGGUCGCCUCGGGCGGGUUCGACUGCACCGUGCGCAUCUGGGACGUCAGCAGCGGCCGCUGCAUCCGCACCAUCGACGCGCACUCUGAGCCCGUCACCUCCGUCCACUUCAUCCGGGACGGAUCGAUCAUUGUGUCGGGGAGCCAUGAUGGGAGCUGCAAGAUUUGGGAUGCGGGAACCGGCUCUUGUCUCAAGACAGUCAUUGACGACAAGAAGCCAGCGGUUUCCUGCUCAAUGUUCUCACCAAAUGGCAAGUUCAUCCUCGUCGCUACGCUCGAUGACUCACUGAAACUAUGCAACUAUGCUACUGGCAAGUUCUUGAAGGUAUAUAGUGGACAUGUGAACAGAGUAUACUGCAUCCAGUCUGCGUUUUCCGUCACGAACGGGAAGUACAUUGUUAGUGGGUCGGAAGAUAAAUGCGUAUACAUAUGGGACCUCCAAGGUAAAAACAUUCUUCAGAAAAUGGAAGGCCAUAGCGAUGCUGUCAUCUCGGUGUCAUGUCAUCCAACAGAGAACAAGAUUGCUUCUGGCAGCCUUGAUAAUGACAAGACUGUGAGACUCUGGGUCCAAGAUGGCUGAUGAAUAUGCAGAGGAGAGGAUAGGUAGACCUGUGUGUACUCUAUGUAGAACGAACCUACGCAGCAGCAAGUGGGAUCUCAAAGAGAAACUUGCUGCUGUGUUCCAUGGGCCGCUCCUGGUUGUAUGUCAACCUGGAGGUUUUACUUAACUUAGGCUUGCACUGCUUUGUUUUAAUACGAGUUGUUCCUCUUCGAGGUUCCAAGUCUCAACAGAUGAGUUGGUCUCCUAACGUUGAGAUGUGUUUGUUUGGUGCCCGACGGCUGCUGUAAGGUGCCAGAUUUGGACCUCUUUGUUCAUGAGAUUGCAGUGCGAUCGGCAGUUAAUAAAAGCAUUGCAAUGCUGGCAGUGUGUAGGGUUAAUGGAUAAACAUAUAUCAUCAGUAAGAUUCAGUAUGGUGACUGCACAUCAUGUAUAAAUGGAUACUGAUGUUUUGUUGA